AUGACCAUUAUUAAAAAAGGAGACACAUUGACUAAGCUACCGAAAAGGCUGGAUUUCGGAUCACUCUUUACCGGAAUUAAAACUAAGGGUGUGUCUACACAUGAAUGUCUCCAUGAAUCAGCAACAAGCAGCGGAUAUCAUACAAGUCUGCAAGCUGAAGAAGAUCAUUACACAAAAGAUAAAGUAGAUGUAGCACUAGAUAAUCAGACUGCGAAAUCAACCCUUUUUAUUGAUGUUUUUACUGCUGAGCAACUACUUAAACGUGUUGUAGAUAAUUUCUUAUGUCAAAUGCAACGUAAAGCGGUAAAACUAAAUUAUAAUUUUAAUAGCUAUGAUUAUAAACGGCAAAGUCGUGGUUACUUAAAAAAGACAUUUUUACGGUUCACAGACGAUGAUAUUAAUCAUAACGCAUUAACUCAAUAUCAACAUUUAUCAUAUACACAAAAUACUAUGCAUAAAAGGCAACAACUUCACCUAAACCAAGCAAGAGCAAUUGAUUGGCCUCAUAAAACUGAUGAUAACAAAAGUUGUGCUAGAACUAUGCCUUUUACGAAUUGCAAUGUAUCAUGCGCUAGAUGCAGACCAUUUAAGUCAAAGGAGAAAUUUUUACAUUCACAUAAUGACAGUGCCAUAAAAUGUUCAGUAAAUGAUCUUUCACGUAGGAGUAUAAAAGACGAUGAUACUGAAAGCUUAGAACUUGUUGAAUUUCUUAAUGGCGAUGUACACAAUAUAACUAGUAGACAGGUUGAUAAUUUAGAAGUUUCUUGUGCCAGAACUCGGCCUUGUCUAAUAAGUGCAAAUAAUAGUUUGCAGCGUUUAGAAAAGCGUAAACUAUCUAAGGUAGAUGUUAUUGAAAAUGAUUCAGAAACUGUAAUUUCAUGUGCAAGAUGUAGAGAUUUUAAUUUUUGUAAAAUAACAAAUCGUUAA
This is a messenger RNA of Trichoplax adhaerens, 927 nucleotides long. RefSeq lists its product as uncharacterized. The record is from RefSeq and is a predicted model, not a curated record. Bases 1 to 927 code for a protein of 308 amino acids. The transcript has 3 exons. NCBI's taxonomy places the organism in Eukaryota, Metazoa, Placozoa, Uniplacotomia, Trichoplacea, Trichoplacidae.